AUGCUUGCAUCUGUCGGUGCUUUGAUUCCGGAAAUAUUAGACCUAUUGGGAGUCUUUCACUUUGUAGAACCUGUGUGGUGGCGUGUUGGUUAUUCGAAGCUCAAGGGAGAUACUUUGGAUUACCUUGGCAUCGAAGGUCUUCACUUUGCUGGAAGUCAAGGAGUGGUCGUGAUUGCUGUUUGCCAAGCACUUCUUAUGGUUGGACCGGAAUAUGCUAGAUAUUGUGGGACUGAGGCAUUGGAGCCUCUAGGAAUUUAUCUGCCUGGUGAUAUAAAUUAUCCUGGAGGAGCUUUGUUUGAUCCCUUGAAUCUGUCCAACGAUCCUGAAGCUUUUGAAGAGCUGAAGGUAAAAGAAAUUAAAAAUGGACGCUUGGCAAUGAUUGCCUGGUUAGGCUUUUACGUGCAAGCUGCACUGACGGGUAAAGGUCCUGUUCAGAACCUUAUUGAUCACAUCUCCGAUCCUUUCCACAACAACUUACUGAGCUCCCUCAACAUGAUGAAAGUAAUCAAAUAA
Sphenostylis stenocarpa is the source of this 513-nucleotide messenger RNA. Lineage: Eukaryota; Viridiplantae; Streptophyta; Magnoliopsida; Fabales; Fabaceae. The record is from the annotation of a GenBank genome assembly.